AUGAAUUGUUUUCUAAUAGUUUUUCCUCACACGCUAUCUGUGAGAGUUGCAGUAGUGCUCGUGCUCGAGCUCGUGCUUGUGCUUGUGAAUGUAUGGAGUAUUACGAGUAGCAAUGAAGAAAGAAGUGGGCAAUGCAUAGAGAGUGAGAGACAAGCUCUUCUUGGGUUUAAGAAAGGCCUUGUUGAUAGAGACAACCGUCUAUCCUCUUGUUGUACCUGGAAAGGAAUCAGGUGUGAUAACUUAUCUCAAACUCAUCAUAUUGUUGUCCUUAAUCUUGGUAGCAAUUAUUUGCAUGGUGAAAUUGGUCCCUCGUUGAUUGAAUUGAAACAAUUGAGGCACCUCGAUCUUAGCUUCACUAUAAUUCCAAAGUUUAUUGGCUCUUUAACAAGACUCCGAUAUCUCUAUCUUGACUAUAAUCCUUUUAUUGGAGCUAUUCCUUCUCGUCUUGGGAAUCUUACCAGAUUGCAUUCUCUCUAUCUUGGUUGUGAGGGUCAAUUGAAAGCUGACAAUCUCAAAUGGCUUUCUCGUCUCACAUCCCUCAGAGAUUAUAGUCUAUGGGGAAUUGAUUUAUCCAAAGCCAUAGACUGGUUUCAAUCAAUUAAAGCAGCCCCCUCCUUGUUAAGUUUGGCAAUAGAGUUUUGUCAACUUCCGCAAGUAGAUCUCUUGUCUCCAUCUAAUAAAAAUUCUUCUGAUUCUCUCACAAAUCUUUUUGUCUUCGACAGUUCCAUACAUCCUACAACAGUUCCUUCGUUGUUCAAUGUGAGUAUCAAUCUUGUUAACCUCACCCUAUAUUUUAGUAACGUCAGAGGUCCUAUUCCAAAUUCGUUUAAAAAUAUGAGAAAUCUUGAAAAAAUUUACUUACGUGGGAUUGGAUUUGAAGGAGAAAUACCAAAUUCAUUGAGAAAUCUUUGCACCCUUAAACAGUUGUCUUUGAUUGGGAACAUUUUCAAUACAACACUCCAUGAUUUUUUAGAAUGGCUUAGUGGUGGCUGCACUAAGGAUUCUUUAGAAAUUUUGGAUUUGUCGUCAAACCAACUACGAGGAUCCAUUCCUGAAAUGAACUCAUUUCCCAUAUUUCUAAGAGAAUUACGAAUUGGAGAUAAUCUAAUGAAAGGACCACUCCCUAGUCUUUCAAAGUUACCAUACCUAAGAGCGUUGGAUGUCUCUUCAAAUUCCCUUUCUGGUCUCAUCUCUGAAGUUCACUUUCACAAUCUCUCCAACUUGGAGAAACUACACUUGUCUUCGAACUCCUUAGCAAUAAAAUUUAACUACACUUGGAUUCCACCAUUUCAACUAACUUCUAUAGGGUUGAGCUCUUGCAAGUUAGGUCCCAAUGAGAUCCAUUAUCUUGUUCUUUCACACAAUGAGAUCAAAGAUACUAUUCCAAUGAAUUAG
Messenger RNA from Humulus lupulus (European hop), 1395 nucleotides. RefSeq names its product receptor-like protein EIX1. NCBI's taxonomy places the organism in Eukaryota, Viridiplantae, Streptophyta, Magnoliopsida, Rosales, Cannabaceae. Gene Ontology annotation, molecular function: protein binding. The record is from RefSeq and is a predicted model, not a curated record. Bases 1 to 1395 code for a protein of 464 amino acids. The transcript is spliced from 2 exons.